AUGAGUCGUAUUAAUAAAAAGAAUAGGGCUGCUACUAGUGGUAGUGGAAGUGGUAACGAAUAUCCAGAUCUCUUGACUAAACCUUUGGUUAUCACUAUUGCUGUUAUAUGUUUGGGAUGUUUACAGUUUGGGUAUCAUAUUGCUGAAUUAAAUGCUCCACAGCAGGUUAUGUCCUGCUCUGAAUUUUCGAAUAAAAUUAACAAUGAAGGUAUCCCCUUUUCAGAUACUUGGUUAGGAAGACAUAAUUUUACACAAUGUAUUCCCUUAGAUAACUCACAAAUCGGUACAGUUACUUCAAUGUUCACAAUCGGUGGAUUAUUUGGCUCUUAUUUUGCUAGUUCUAUUUCGAAAAGUUAUGGUAGAAAGAAGACUGCAUUUAUUGCAAAUAUUAUCAAUGCCAUAGGUUCUUAUAUUUUAUUUGCAAGCAAUAGUUAUACUUCAUUGAUCAUUGGUAGAUUAAUUGUUGGUUUGGGUAGUGGUAUUUUCAUCGUGAAUGCACCUUUGUUCAUUAGUGAAGUGACACCACUAUCAUUAAAAGGGUUGAUGGGAUCUAUGAAUCAAGUUUCAAUCAAUCUAGGGAUUAUCUUGACACAAUUCUGUGCUUUAUUCUUUGCAAAUGCAUAUCAAUGGAGAUGGAUUUUAUUUGUUGCAUUCAUCGUUAGUAUCUGCAAUAUGGUUUUGUUGGUUUAUAUUCGUGAAUCACCAAAAUGGUUGGUGCAGAAUCAUGAUUUAACUAAUGCAGAAUUAUCGUUAUUUUCUUUACGUUUAAGAUCAGAUAUAGUCAAAGAUGAAUUAAGUGAAAUUCAAAAAGAUUUGAAUAAUGAACAGUUAAUUGAUGGUUACGACACAUUAGAGGCUAAUUCUUCAAAUAUGACAAAUUCUUCUCCAUCUCUAUGGGAAUAUGUAACAAGUUCGACUUUUAAAAAACCAAGAAAUGCCAUUACAAUGAUAUUAAUGGGUCAACAGUUCUGUGGUAUUAAUUCGAUAAUAUUUUAUGGUGUUAAAGUUAUUAGUAAUUUGACACCAAACUGGGCAUUGCAAAUUAAUUUUGCUAUAUCAAUAUUAAAUGUUAUAAUGACGGUAGUCUCAUCAUUCGUAAUUGACAAAAAGGGACGUAAACCAUUAUUGUUGAUAUCUACGUCGAUAUUAUCUAUAUCUGCAUUCUUGAUAAGUGUCAGUAUUACACAAGAUAUAGUAUCAUUGCUAGUUAUAUCGUUAUUUGUCUACAUUGCGGCAUUUGCAUUUGGUUUAGGACCAAUUCCAUUUUUAAUUAUAAGUGAAUUAUCAAGUCCUAAUGAUUCAGUAAUUGCACAAAGUUAUGGUACUAUUUGUAAUUGGUUAGCCACUUUUGUAGUAGCAUACUGUUUCCCUGUUUUACAUGAUUUAUUAGGAGGUUAUGUGUAUACAAUAUUUGGUGUAUUUGGUACAGUUUUCACAUUUUAUAUUCUUAAAAGAGUUCCAGAAACGAGAGGUAAAUCGAGCUACACACAAGUUUGGUCGGAUUAUUAA
Molecule: messenger RNA, 1509 nt
Organism: Vanderwaltozyma polyspora DSM 70294
Lineage: Eukaryota; Fungi; Ascomycota; Saccharomycetes; Saccharomycetales; Saccharomycetaceae
Gene: VVS1
Product: Vvs1p
Exons: 1
Coding region: 1-1509 (502 amino acids)
Biological process (GO): monosaccharide transmembrane transport
Cellular component (GO): membrane
Molecular function (GO): hexose transmembrane transporter activity
Source: RefSeq, a predicted model, not a curated record